Brachypodium distachyon (stiff brome) is the source of this 1753-nucleotide messenger RNA. Its product is annotated as mavicyanin. The coding region runs from base 1024 to 1518 and encodes 164 amino acids. The transcript has 2 exons. The record is from RefSeq and is a predicted model, not a curated record. Gene Ontology annotation, molecular function: electron transfer activity. Gene Ontology annotation, cellular component: plasma membrane. Lineage: Eukaryota; Viridiplantae; Streptophyta; Magnoliopsida; Poales; Poaceae.
CAGGAUAAACUCAAACUCUCAAGUCUCACCAGUUAUUCUCACCUCACCAUGCCAUCUUACUCAUAUCCUCCUUUGGUGGGAAGGAGGAUCGCCUGAUGUACGAUUAUUGUGGCUGACACCUGGGUUCGAGCGCACACGUCAGCCACCACCACAACAAUAGCCGUACGUCAAAUGAGCAGUGUCUUAUUGCGGCCAUGAGUGAAUGCAGUUUUUCUCAGCAUAGGUCGGUAUCCACGUAUCAUUCUAGCCACGGAUUCACCUACCAAAAGAGAAAUGUGUGUUUUCACAUGGCUAAGCAACCAAAUGCACGAUGCCAUCCCUGUAGCACCAAUCUCUAGAAAACGUAUGGUCAGAAUGGUACGAGUAUACAAAUCUACGUUGGACGAUAGCUUUUUUGGGCCGUGAUUGAGAAAUCGCGGACUCAUGGCCCAAUCUUUCGAUAUGUUCUUCCACUGGCUAGCACUCCUCCAUCGCCAAGGAUUCGUUGGACCGUUGGGCCGUUCUGAUGGGCCUCUACGAUGCUGAUUCUGCCACGGGGAGGAUCGUCCCAGCAUCGACGACGAACCCGGCCGGCCCAAAAUGCACUGACGACGGACCAGCCAAAAACGAAAAAACAUGUGUCAACCCGAGACCACGUCUUGCACAUGAAACAGUAGUGAUAGAAAAUUCCAAUACUCGAUCUGUGCAUCUUCCAAAUUCCAAAUUUCCGAUAGCACCAAGGCAACCCACAUUUGGCGCCACAAGGACGCAUUCAACUCGAUCCCUCAUGCCGCCCUGGGACAGCUGCUCUAACGAUUACAGAAGACAUGGUCUGGUACUCAAGUGGCUAGUCACCAAAAAAAAACAGAAGUACUCAAGUUGCUGAUGGCGAUGUACAUACACAUAUGUGCCAUACUAAGCUCUCUCGCUCCCUAUAUAUACGUGCGAGCAAUGACCGAGAAGCACAACACCCAGAGCAGCAUCGAUCCAUCUAAAAAGAUCAUAGGGUCCCUACUCACUAAUUAAUCAGAUUCAGUGAUCGACAUGGCUUCCAAGCAUAUGCUCGUCGCCGUGGUCGCCCUGGCCGCGGCCUUCCUCCCGGGGCUCGCCGUGGCAUCGGAGCACGUUGUCGGCGACGACAAGGGCUGGACUCUCCAGUUCAACUACACGGCCUGGUCCGAGUCCCGUCAGUUCGUCGUCGGCGACACGCUCUUGUUCAAGUACGGGAGCAGCGCCCACAACGUGGUGGAGGUGGGCGGGGCGGACUUCAUGGCGUGCACCAAGCCGCCGACCGCCAACACGUGGAGCACCGGCGAGGACAGGGUGACGCUCGACAAGGCCGGGCGCCGGUGGUUCAUCUGCGACAUCGGCGAGCACUGCGAGAAGGGCGGGAUGAAGUUCAAGGUCACCGUCAACGAGGCCGGCGCGCCGUCCCCCAAUAGCCCGCCGGCGCCGUCCAACCCCGCCGGCAAGGUUCACGCGAAGCACUUCGGGGUCGCUGCCGUCACCGCGCUCGCCGCCGCCGCGCUCGUGCUCUAGGCGCCGCUACUUACUCUGCUGGACCUCCGGCAUAUCAUAUACUGUAUGUGAUCAAUUGAUCGAUCGAGCGUUUUCGUCAGUGUUUUUUUUUUUGUGUACGUACGUGGUCGUGCUGCUAUACGCCUAUAUAUACGUACGCGCGUAUGUGCAUCUCUUUUGAUGUGUCCUUGUGAAUGUGGGCCCUCGAAAUUUUCUUCGGUCAAAGAUUUAAUUUAUAAUUUGAUUUCGUUGAUAA